Penicillium brasilianum is the source of this 1008-nucleotide messenger RNA. The record is from the annotation of a GenBank genome assembly. Lineage: Eukaryota; Fungi; Ascomycota; Eurotiomycetes; Eurotiales; Aspergillaceae.
AUGGCCACGAUGCGCGCGAUUGCGAUCCAAGGUGGUAAAGGCCCCGCUACUGCUAUGUAUGUCACCGACCUCAUUAAGCCAGUUCCAAUACUAGGCCAAGCGCUCGUGAAGGUCCGCACUUUUGGACUCAAUCGCAUGGAUUUACUCCAGCGCGAGGGUCUAUAUCCGUUACCACCUCAUGCGCCGGAAGCUAUGGGAGUAGAAUUCAGCGGUGUUAUUGAGCAAUUUGGAGAUGACGCUGCCUCUGCGGGGAGUGGAUUUAGACUUGGGGAUGAGGUAUUCGGAUUGGCAUACGGCGGUGCCUAUGCCGAGUACAUAGUUGUCUCGACCAAGACCCUUUUCCAUAAGCCAAUGCAACUUUCAUGGGAGGAAGCUGCUGGCAUACCAGAGACCUUUAUGACAGCCGCUCAAGCGCUCUUAUUUAUCGGUGAUUUUAAACAUGGCCAAUCUGUCCUAUGGCACGCUGGCGCCUCCUCGGUUUCUAUCGCAGGCAUCCAAUUGGCUAAAGCUAAAGGUGCUUCUGCUAUUUAUGCCACUGUCGGCUCAUCUGAGAAGGUCCACUUCCUCGAGCAAAAGCUCGGUGUCACAAAGGCCUUCAAUUACAAAACGGAUGACUGGAUGGCGGAUCUUCAAAAACGCGGCGUUAACCUUAUUGUUGACUUUAUUGGGGCACCAUAUUUUCAGAAUAAUCUGGACGUUGCCGCACAGGAUGGGCGUAUCGUGCUCUUGGGUCUUAUGGGUGGCGCGGAGUUACCGGUUGGUGUGAACAUCGCGCCAUUUCUAUACAAGAGGCUUCGCUUGGAGGCUAGCGGGCUGCGAAGUCGGGAUUUGGAGUACCAGGGGAAGUUGAGAGAUUUGUUGGUGGAAUAUGCCUUACCAAAAUUCUGUGAAGGGUCGUUGAAAGUGUUCGUUGAGAAGGUGUUCCGGUUCGAAGAUAUCGUGGAAGCACAUCAGCUGCUGGAGAAGAACCAAACGAAAGGCAAGAUAAUUUGUACGGUGGGGCCUUAA